Messenger RNA from Rubroshorea leprosula, 597 nucleotides. The record is from the annotation of a GenBank genome assembly. NCBI's taxonomy places the organism in Eukaryota, Viridiplantae, Streptophyta, Magnoliopsida, Malvales, Dipterocarpaceae.
ACACCCAAACCAUCACUCUUUCCAUUUCCCAAACAUGACACUCAGAGUCCCAAAAGAUGAUGAGGCCGAGUCUAUGGAUUCAUUCUUGUUUGUGUGUGCCAAAUGCUUGACCACCUUUCCUUCCUCGGAAUCCUUGAUCAAACAUGAGAAGAAGGAACAUGGUGUUUCCAGCUCGAAGUCUUUGAGCAAGAAUGAGAAGGAACAGGGUCUUUCCUCAGAGGUUUUCAGAAAGCAUGAGAAGACCGUGAGCAAGCAUGGGAAGGAACAUGGUCUUUCCCCGAAGGCCUUGAGCAAGCAUGAGAAGGAACAUGGUCUUCCAAACCCGGUGAUCCCGCAUCUAGGCCAUCUUACUUCAGGCUUUGUCCCUAUAAAAAAGCCAAGGCCACCUGAGGCUAAGGCUAAGCCACCAAAGAAGAAGGGAACCUCAGCUUAAAGAGGAGAGGGCCAUGGAAAACCUAGUAGUAAAAACUAGAGAUGUGUAUAAAUAAGGUAUAUCUCUGUUGUGUCUUAUGGUGUUAAUGCUGGUCGUGUGUUAUAGGGUCUGUGUUAUGGUCAUGUAAUCAAAGCCAUUAUGGCUAAUAUAAUAUCUAGAGUAAU